AUGUCUACACUUAUUUCCUUGCCCGAACGGGCUUACUUCGGCGGGCAGCAGCCCAAGACCGCCGAAGAUAUCGAGGCUCAGCCUCCUGUGGUUGACGAUGACGGUAAGUGGAAGAAGCCAAAUUGGUGUACGGAGAGAAAUUUCUUAUUCCUUUUGAUUGGGCUGCUUGUCUUCGGUCUGCUGCUCAUGCUCGUGCUUCUCGCGAACAAUGCGAUCCCGGAGGCGCAUCCGGAGCAAGUGCAGUCUCCGGCGCAGCGCAUUUCUACUGCACCUUCCUGUAUUCAAAGCGCAGGGCAGUGA
Penicillium odoratum is the source of this 300-nucleotide messenger RNA. RefSeq lists its product as uncharacterized. The record is from RefSeq and is a predicted model, not a curated record. The transcript has a single exon. Lineage: Eukaryota; Fungi; Ascomycota; Eurotiomycetes; Eurotiales; Aspergillaceae. Bases 1 to 300 code for a protein of 99 amino acids.